AUGGUUAUUUUACUAUUGUUGGUGAUUUCCAAGAUCUACCAACCUUGCUUAGGAUUUGAAACCAUUAUGGAUGAUGUUUUUACUUACCACAAUGAGCAUCGCAGGAAUUGGAUGGUCCCAGAGUUUACAGAGUCCCAUACUCUAUCUGAAGACUCUAAGGAAUAUGCAAAAGAACUGGUUUCCAUGAAAAUCCCAGAUCAAAUAUUGUACGACCACGUUAAAGGGAAAAAUACCCCUGUGGAUCAGAUGGCUUUUCCCUUAUCCGAUCCAGAUAAAGAAAGGUAUACCGAAAACAUUUGCGAGUUUAAGAACAAUAUUUGUGUUAGGUACUGGUCUGUUGAAGGGGCAAAGUGCUAUGGCAAAUCAAAUAAAAGUAGGACCAAAGAUGAGGAAUCGCUGGCCGAAAAGUUCUCAGCAAUCACAUGGAAAUCCUCGUUGGAAAUUGGCUAUGGAUGGGCAGCCAAAGAUCCAAAAAACAAACAUGGAAGAAAGAUAUUGGUAGUAAGGUAUUCACCGCCUGGAAAUCAGCCUGGGGAGUACGAAGAUAAUAUCCUGAAUACGGAAUUUUUGGACUAUUACAAUUUGCCAGAAGUAGACGAGCCCGAAUUAGGCAGCAUUGUCCGAAAAUCUGAAGGAUCACAAAGAAGUGCAUUGGAAAAAGAAAUUUUUAUAACUUAUUUUGUCUUAAUAGUGUUAAUUUUAUGA
This is a messenger RNA of Drosophila eugracilis, 705 nucleotides long. RefSeq lists its product as uncharacterized. The record is from RefSeq and is a predicted model, not a curated record. The transcript has 4 exons. Bases 1 to 705 code for a protein of 234 amino acids. Lineage: Eukaryota; Metazoa; Arthropoda; Insecta; Diptera; Drosophilidae.